Messenger RNA from Daucus carota subsp. sativus, 2965 nucleotides. RefSeq names its product phosphatidylinositol 3-kinase, root isoform. NCBI's taxonomy places the organism in Eukaryota, Viridiplantae, Streptophyta, Magnoliopsida, Apiales, Apiaceae. Gene Ontology annotation, cellular component: phagophore assembly site; cytoplasm; endosome. The record is from RefSeq and is a predicted model, not a curated record. Gene Ontology annotation, biological process: phosphatidylinositol-3-phosphate biosynthetic process; autophagy of peroxisome; endocytosis. The transcript is spliced from 18 exons. The coding region runs from base 146 to 2554 and encodes 802 amino acids. Gene Ontology annotation, molecular function: 1-phosphatidylinositol-3-kinase activity.
UGUGUUUAUUUAAGUGCAGCUUUUAAUCUUCUUCUUCAGUGAUCACAUAUUAACAUCUGCGUAAACUCUUAGUACAAAAAUCACACUUGAUCUACAUACAAACCUAUAGAUACAUGUGUGUAUGUAUACAUAACUUAGUUACAAAAUGAGUGGGAACGAGUUCCGAUUCUUCUUAUCGUGCGACAUCAAUCUCCCCGUUACUUUUCGAAUCGAUAAAUUAGAAGCCAAUGAGAAUGGUACGGUAGAGGAUAGGAAAGGGGAGGUCUAUGUUGAGUGUGCGUUAUACAUCGAUGGUGCUCCUUUUGGGCUUCCGAUGAGAACAAGGUUAGAGUCCCCAGGGCCAUCAUAUUGCUGGAAUGAACUCAUCACUUUGAGUACAAAAUACCGGGACUUGACGGCCAACUCACAACUUACAUUAACAGUUUGGGACGUUUCGUGUGAGAAAAAUGAGGGUUUGAUUGGUGGAGCUACGAUUCAUCUUUUUAACAUGAAAAAACAGCUCAAAACAGGGAGACACAAGCUUAGGCUUUGGCAAGGAAAAGAGGCAGAUGGAUCUAUUCAAACCACUACUCCCGGAAAGGUUCCCAAGGAGGAGCGUGGGGAGGUGGAGCGUUUGGAAAAGCUUGUGAAUAAGUAUGAAAGAGGACAGAUUCAACGAGUUGAUUGGCUGGACCGCCUCGCAUUCAAAGCUAUGGACAAAAUUAAGGAACGUGAAAACAGUAAAAAUGGGAGUUCCCAUCUUUACGUAGUUGUUGAUUUUAGCAGCUUUGAACAUCGAGUUGUUUUUCAGGAAUCAGGAGCAAAUUUCUUAAUACCCUCUCCUUUAGCGUCAACUAAUGAACUGGUUACAGUUUGGGAUCCAGAAGUGGGAAGGAUUAAUCCCUCUGAACAUAAACAACUAAAGCUUGCUAGGAGUUUGACUCGUGGCAUCAUUGAUAGGGAUCUCAAACCAAGCUCUACUGAAAGAAGGUCAAUACAGAGAAUAGUGAAAUACCCACCCACACGAACUUUGAAUGGAGAUGAAAGGCAUCUUUUGUGGAAAUUUCGCUUUUCGCUAAUGUCGGAAAAAAGAGCUCUCACAAAGUUUCUUCGAUGCGUUGAAUGGAGUGAUGUUCAGGAAGCGAAGCAGGCAAUAGAUCUGAUGGGUAGGUGGGAAAUGAUUGAUGUCUGUGAUGCAUUGGAGCUUCUAUCUCCUGUAUUUGAGAGUGAAGAGGUCCGUGCAUAUGCUGUUAGAGUUCUUGAAAGAGCUGAUGAUGAAGAGCUACAUUGUUACUUACUUCAGUUGGUACAAGCUCUUAGGUUUGAGCGCUCUGAUAAAUCUCGCCUUUCUCAUUUCCUUGUUCAACGAUCCUUGCGCAAUAUUGAAUUGGCCAGCUUUCUCCGUUGGUAUGUUGCAGUGGAACUUCAUGAUCCUACAUAUGCGAAACGUUUCUAUUGCACCUAUGAAAUAUUGGAAGAGAAUAUGAUGAAGUUGGGAGGAAAUGAAGAUGAAGAUGGAUACAAGUUGUGGCAGAGUUUGGUGCGUCAAACAGAAUUGACAGCGCAGUUGUGUUCUAUUAUGAGAGAUGUAAGAAAUGUUCGAGGUGGAACUCAGAAGAAGAUUGAAAAGCUUAGACAUCUUUUAUCUGGCCUCUUGAGUGAGCUUACGUAUUUUGAGGAGCCGAUUCGGUCACCUCUCGCUCCCAGCAUUCUAAUUGCAGGAAUCAUUCCCUCAGAAUCAUCAAUAUUUAAAAGUGCACUGCAUCCUUUGCGUCUAGCUUUUAGAACAACAGAUUGUGGAAGCUGCAAAAUCAUUUUUAAGAAAGGAGAUGACCUUCGGCAAGACCAGCUGGUGAUUCAGAUGGUGUCACUUAUGGAUAGACUCCUUAAGUUGGAGAAUCUUGAUCUACAUUUGACGCCAUACAGAGUAUUGGCUACUGGACAUGAUGAGGGCAUGCUGGAAUUCAUACCAUCCAAGUCUUUGGCACAGAUUCUCUCAGAACACCGUAGUAUUAUAAGUUACCUGCAGAAGUUCCAUCCAGAUGAGGAAGGACCAUUUGGGAUCACAGCCACAUGUUUGGAAACAUUUAUAAAAAGCUGUGCUGGCUACUCAGUUAUUACAUAUAUACUGGGCAUUGGGGAUAGGCACCUUGAUAAUCUUCUACUACGAGAUGACGGCCGCCUGUUCCAUGUUGAUUUUGGUUUUAUUUUAGGUCGAGAUCCAAAACCCUUUCCGCCACCUAUGAAGCUUUGUAAAGAAAUGGUUGAGGCUAUGGGUGGAGCAGAAAGCCAGUACUAUACCAGAUUUAAAUCUUAUUGCUGUGAGGCAUACAACAUUCUUCGGAAAUCUAGCAACUUAAUAUUGAAUUUGUUUUAUCUGAUGGCCGGAUCCAACAUCCCUGACAUAGCAUCUGAUCCUGAAAAAGGCAUCCUAAAGCUCCAAGAGAAAUUCAGAUUGGACUUGGAUGAUGAGGAAUGCAUACAUUUUUUUCAAGAUCUCAUCAAUGAAAGUGUCAGUGCAUUGUUUCCCCAAAUGGUUGAGACAAUCCAUAGAUGGGCUCAGUACUGGCGCUGAGUUAAAUCUUUGGCAGCAUUGAUCGAGUAUAUAGGAUGUUUAUUUUCUAGGUCGCGGAUGAUGGCGAAGAAAAACUGUACAUGGGUUUGUUCACUAUUAAUGUAUAGCUUGGUCACAGAAAAAUGAAUUGCAUGUGCCACUGGCCCAGAGGUAUAAAUUAUAUCGAAUUUUCUAGUUAGACAGUUGCAUUACAAGCUGCCCUGUAGCACUUUGCUGCUGAUCUAGGGGUGAUUCAUGUGUAUUACUUUCUGGUAAGUUGUAAAUAGUAUAUGUCAAUCUAGAAGAUAUAGUCAGAAAUGUUUUUUCAUCUUUAUGACUAAACCUUUUUGUUACCUAGGUUAUUCUCUGAUCUCUACUCAUUAUGAUACCCCUUGUAAGCAAGCAAGGAAUGUAAUAUUUGAAUUUAUAUUA